Messenger RNA from Syzygium oleosum, 1481 nucleotides. RefSeq names its product transcription factor BHLH089-like. Gene Ontology annotation, molecular function: protein dimerization activity; DNA-binding transcription factor activity. Lineage: Eukaryota; Viridiplantae; Streptophyta; Magnoliopsida; Myrtales; Myrtaceae. The coding region runs from base 321 to 1151 and encodes 276 amino acids. Gene Ontology annotation, biological process: regulation of DNA-templated transcription. The transcript is spliced from 6 exons. The record is from RefSeq and is a predicted model, not a curated record. Gene Ontology annotation, cellular component: nucleus.
AGAACAUCUCGCACCAGCCAAACGCCGAGAGUAGCAAAAACACCCCCAAUGCGCUCCGCCGUGCACCGAUCCCCACCGUCCGAGGAGAUCACCUCCCUAUUCCCACUCACUCUCUCACUUCGCUGACCAACCCGUCCACUCUCUCUCUCUCUCUCAUUUGCGUCGUAGCUUCGCUCGGUCGCGUCCUCUACUGUCGGUUCUGUACUGCGAACGUAUCUGAGGCCAGUCGCGUUGCGAUAUUACAAGAUUCACUGAUGGCGGUCGAGCUCGCUCGGGCUUGAGCUUUUGAACGAGGGUUGCGCUCCUCCUUCCGUCGCGCCAUGGAUCCACCCGCGGCGAUGAUCAACGGCGGGGCGUUCCCCGGCGGCGACACGGCGCCGUACAACCUGCCGGACUUCUGGCAGCUGCCGGCCGGCGGGGGACUGGGGCUCGGGCGGCCUCCGGUGGCGCGGGGCGUCGGCCAGUUCCUGUGCGGCGGCGGCGAGAAUCUCGAGGCCUCCGGUGGUGAUCCGGUGAGUGCGGAGGCCAGGUAUGGCGGCGGCGGCGGUUCUGGAAAGCGGCGGGACGCGGAGGACGAAUCGGCGGCCAGGAGCGUCUCGACCAGCAAUGGCGUGCCGAACUGUGCUGAUGGCAGUAAACGGCUUAAAACUUCCGGAUGCAAAGACGACAGUGGAGAUGCCGAAGCAGAAGGAGAGCCCAGCUCAGCCAGACCUUCGGAAGAAAGUAAGCCGCAGCCAGAGCAUCCCAAGCAAGACUACAUCCACGUGCGAGCCCGGAGAGGCCAAGCCACGGAUAGCCACAGCUUAGCCGAAAGAGCCAGAAGAGAAAAGAUAAGCGACAGAAUGAAAAUUCUUCAGGAUCUAGUGCCUGGAUGUAACAAGGUAAUUGGCAAAGCGCUGGUUCUUGAUGAGAUUAUCAAUUACAUCCAAUCGCUACAACGUCAGGUCGAGUUCCUGUCAAUGAAACUCGAGGCGGUUAAUUCAAGAAUAACUCCCCCGAUCGAAGUAUUUUCUUCUAAAGAAUUUGGUCAACAGCCAUAUGAUACUGGCGGUGUGCCUUUCGGUUCACAAGCUCCCAGAGUAUAUGGUCGUGGUUCCUCGCCAGAAUGGUUACAUAUGCAGGUUGGCGGUGGCUUCGACAGGACAAUUUGAUCUGCUGUAUCCAUGUCUACUAGGAAUAAGAGUAUAAGAAGCAAAGCUUCAUCUCAAUUCUUCGUUAGGUUGAAAAAUAUAUCUCCCAUGUGUCGAUGGGUAGAAAAAGACGGUAGAUCUCCAUUUUCAAAAUCGCCCCUUUAGCUGUGAAGCCUGUGAUUGCUGUCUAGCAAGACUGAUGAAGUUAGUAUUCUUAGCACCGGCAUUGAUCUUCUAAAUUAAUUCUUUUUAUCCAGCUUUUUUAGGCUUCCAAUUCUCCCACCACACUAAUGUGCAAAUGGGCUGCCUGUAAUGAAUAUCCUUCACUAUAUUGACAUUCCUACUGUUUUA